Molecule: messenger RNA, 360 nt
Organism: Triticum turgidum subsp. durum (durum wheat)
Lineage: Eukaryota; Viridiplantae; Streptophyta; Magnoliopsida; Poales; Poaceae
Source: the annotation of a GenBank genome assembly
AUGGCAGUUGACUUUGGGCUAUCUGUUGACAUGGAGGGUUUUAAUGUUUCUAUGGAAGAAGCAAGGCAAAAGGCUAGGAAUGCUCGCUACAAGGCUGGCGGCAAAUCUAUUGUCCUGGAUGCUAAUGCUACAUCGCAGCUGCGCAAUCAGGGGCUUGCCAGCACAAAUGAUAGCUCGAAAUUCCAACACGAGGUACAUAGCAGUGUGGUGAAAGCUAUCUAUACUGGCUCAGAGUUCAUAGCCUCUGCAUCUGGUGAUGAAGAUUUUGGUCUUGUUUUGGAAAGCACAAGCUUCUAUGCAGAACAGGGUGGUCAGGUACAACUUCACUUUCAACAGUGUCAUGUUGGUGUAGUUGAAUGA